AUGGGCCUGAGGAAGCGCAUCGCAGUGUCGAUCGCACUAGGCUUGAGCACCCUGGUGUUUAUCGUCUUUAUAUACAAGCUGGCCAUAUUCGACCAACUAUUUGAGCAGCUGGCUCUGGACCCGACUUGUGAGUUCACAGGAUUUAUUAAUCCACCUUGGGCUAGCUUGCGAGAUCCGGUCCCGUAUCUCGACAUAUUAGGCGUCGAUGAAGGCUGCAUUCUCAUCAUAUGCGCCUCUCUGCCCACCUUGGGCCGUCAGGCACGGGCAACCAAGGGUAAGUUGAGUUCCACAGUCGGGGGGUCGAGCCGCCUCGUCCCCGGCGAAAGUGGCCAUGCUGGGAGUAACUGGUCAAAACCAAAAGGCCACAAACUCGGCAACGACGAUGCAGAGGGCGUCUCCAAUAUGCAUUCCAGCGUUGGACAUUCCCCUGGUUCAAGUGUCGACUCGGCACAAGAUCCCACAAGGAAUUCACAAAACAACGGAGUUUACCCUACAGACCGAAGAAGGACCUACCAAAACAACUAUAUAAAUGCCGUAGGAGUAAGGCGCUGCUUGCCAUCGUUUCGAAUGUAUAUCUUUGCCACCCAAGUCAUUUAUUUAUUCCCCCAAGUAUGUGUUGCAAUAACAUGUAUUUAAUGAUGCAUAAAUUCAAAUGUCUCAGCGGUUGCCGGUUUGACUGGUUUUUUGCAGCACGAUUCUACAGUAGACUAAUAAUCAGCUCACAAAGCGUUAAGGAAGAAUAACC
Emericellopsis atlantica is the source of this 745-nucleotide messenger RNA. RefSeq lists its product as uncharacterized. The coding region runs from base 1 to 636 and encodes 211 amino acids. The record is from RefSeq and is a predicted model, not a curated record. The transcript has a single exon. Lineage: Eukaryota; Fungi; Ascomycota; Sordariomycetes; Hypocreales; Bionectriaceae.